Molecule: messenger RNA, 428 nt
Organism: Lagenorhynchus albirostris (white-beaked dolphin)
Lineage: Eukaryota; Metazoa; Chordata; Mammalia; Artiodactyla; Delphinidae
Product: arp2/3 complex-activating protein rickA-like
Exons: 3
Coding region: 1-297 (98 amino acids)
Source: RefSeq, a predicted model, not a curated record
AUGGCGUUCGGAGGAGGCCCCUUGAAGGGUGCGCGUUCCCGUGGCGGUGCACCGGGUAGGUUUCAGUCAGAGUCACUAUGGCGGCUGGCGCUGGCAAGAUCGGAAAGUUUUCUGCCUCGUCGGGCACAGCCUGAGGGUGUCCCACCGGCCGCGAGUGGUGGAGGCUGCGGCGGACCCAGCCCGGGGCCUCCAGGCCUCUCCCCCAACCUCCGGGCCGGCCUCCCUCCCCCACCUCCUCGUCAGCCCGGAGCUUCGGCUGCCUCCCCUGAGAUGCGACCCUCGCGGGGGCGACCCUAAAAGGAGGCGGCCGGUGUGCUGAGCAGCAGCCAGGAGCCCAGGUGUUCAGGGACCAACUUCCUGCGGGUCGAGACCCCGGAGCCUCCCCCCGGGUCGCGCCUCGCUCGGUCCGCACCCUCCUGCGGAGCCGG